This is a messenger RNA of Pseudopipra pipra, 4219 nucleotides long. Its product is annotated as hexosaminidase D-like. The transcript has 14 exons. Gene Ontology annotation, molecular function: hexosaminidase activity. The record is from RefSeq and is a predicted model, not a curated record. Gene Ontology annotation, biological process: carbohydrate metabolic process. Lineage: Eukaryota; Metazoa; Chordata; Aves; Passeriformes; Pipridae. The coding region runs from base 2375 to 4069 and encodes 564 amino acids.
GUGUGUGCACACGUGUGAGUGUGCACAUGUGUGUGUGCACACGUGUGAGUGUGCACGUGUGUGAGUGUGCACAUGUGUGUGCACACAAGUGUACAUGGAGCAGUGUCACUCCUCCCACAGCCGCACUGUCAUGUGUGUGGAGGGAGCGAGGGUUUGGCACGGAAACAGUGGGAACACUGGAGCGCUGGGCAGCUGAGUGGCACCCGAACCCCUCACUGCUGGUCCGUGGGCUGCAGUGGCACCUGCAGGUACCCAGCGGGCAGCAGUGGCACCUGCCACCCCGGGGCACUCGCCUCCAUCCUCCCCAUGGCCUGGCACUCUCCAUGUGCGGGUUUGGGUUUGCUUCCAUCUUCCUCAGGGCUUGGGGCUCAGGCAGGUAGGUGGGGAGCUGGGCUGGAUUUGGGGAGCUGGAAGCAAAACCCACAUGGGCUGUAUGGAGGCAGGGAGGGGGGCGAGGGUCUGGCCCCUCCUCACCCCAUCACCAUGAGGGUGUUGAGUCAGACUGGCCGGUUGUGAGGAGCCGUGGGCUCUCCCGAGCCUCCCGGGGACUGUGCCAGUGCCAUCCCCAAAGCGUUGGCAGCCGAAGAUUAAUAAAUAUAGUGGGUGCUAGCGGCGAGAUGUCGGGUUAGAGGGGCAGCAUCCAUCAGCUGAGCCCUCGCUGCCAAGGGAUCUCCCAAUGGCACAGGGAUGUGGUGUCCUGGCUGCCCCCAUCACCCCUUGGUGCUGCCCCCCCACUCUGGCCAGUACUCAUCCCUCCCCCCUGACUGCCUGGGAACGCAGACCCUGGGAACCUGCCCUAUUUAAAUAACAUAACGUACAUUAAAAACGCCAAAUCCUGGCAAGCUGACAGCAUCUGUCUAAAUAUUUAUCCCUGUUCCGGUCAGGCGCUGUGUUCCCAUGACAGCCCCAUUAGCACUUGGCAUAUUUAUGGCCUUCCUGGGUGCUGGGCUCCCCGUGCCAUGCACCACAGGGCCACUGACCCCCCCUCCCGUGUCCCCUCUGUGCUUUCCUGUGCACUUGGGGUGACCCCCAGGCUGGCAGCUAUCCCCAGCCUGGCACAUCCCUGCUGGGCUGUGCUGGAGCUGCCAGGAGCAUCCUGGGCAGGGCAGGAAGUGGGUACCACACUUAUCCCCUGGAGCACAGGAGGUGCAGUGCCAUGAGGUACCUUGUCCAUGCAGGGACGGGAGUGCAGGGAACAGCCUGCUCCCCAAAAGCAGGCUCCUGCCCCCGAGGGGCUGGGGGUGGAUGCACUGCCCCGUCCCUGCCUCAACAAAUACAGCAGGACUGGAAAAUAAAAGAGGGGGGGAAAGGGCGGAAAUGAUGCUUGUGUGCGGCUCCCGGGAGAAUCUGUGCUGCCUCCUGCCUGUUGUGCUGCAGGGCCCUGGGAGAUGUGCUGCCCACAGGAGGGCAGCUCUGGGCUCCUGGGGUAGGAGCUGGCAUCACCGAGGGUCCCUCCUCACCUGGGAACAGGGCUGCGGGUGAGGAGGAGCCUGAGGGGACUGUGGGAGCAGAGGACACGGGGUGCUGUGGUGUUUUUCCAGGGUUUGUGUUGGGGCUGCAGAGGCUGGUGGCUCCUGGGGCUGGCGGGAGUGGUGCCCCAGUGACAGCAGUGUCCCCAGUGCUGCACUCACCAGGGUCUGGCCUGGCUGAGCAUCUCCUGCUGCAGCCACAGUGCCCCUGUGUGGGACACUGUAGGCAGUCUGGGAAUUGGGGCUGGUCAUGUGCCAUUGGAUAUGGAAUUCUGUGCUGUCCCUCAAGCUGUGGCUGUGGGAGAUAAGGAUGGGGCAGCUGCCACCUCCUGCUCCAUGGAGGCUGCUUUGAUUUGGGCUCACUUUCAUCUGAGUUGAACUCCUUGUCUCAGGAGUUCUCAAAAUUAGUUUACAAAGAAAAUAUGUCAAAUGAAAUUUAUUCAUCUUAAUUGUGACACCUCUGUGACAUGAGCUCAUCCCUGCAGCCUGCACGGCCUGUCCUGUGUCCUGUCAGGGAUCGAGCACUGCUUUAACUGGACACAGCAAGGUUUCCCACAUGGCCCCUGUGGGUGCCAAGGGGGUCCAGGCUGCCACCCUCACCCUGCCAGUGCCCAUGGCUGUGCCGGUGCUGUCCUUGGAGCAGCCCAGUGCUGGCGUGUGCCCGAGUGGUCCCCAAUCACCUCUCCUCCAUCAGCAGGGCUGUGCCGUGCCCACCCCCUGAUGCCACCCCACCCUGCCGCCCUGUGACACAGCCCCUGUCUCAGGGGUGACCCUGCAGCCUGAGGGGAUCCCCGUGGAGGACCUGCCCUGCAGCACCGCCCUGUUUGCUCUGGCACUGGCCACGCCCUUGCAGGCAGAGGGAGAGGCUGAUCCAGCCGCUGGCCCCACGCUGGGGCACACAAGAGAUGGCCUUCCAGCGGAGCCACCGCCUGAACCUGCUGCGCCUUGUCGUGCUGCUCCUCAUCGCCUUGGCCGGCAUCAAGUUCCUCUUCCGUGACAGCUUUACCCUGGAGCUGCACAAGCACGUCAGCAAGGACAGUGGGUUCUGGGGGGACACAGGUGACAUCGUCCAGGAUGUCAUCCCCCAGAGCCAGGUUCUGGAGCUCCCUGAGGCGAAGAUAACGGCCCUGAGGCAAGAGCCUGGGCAGCAGGUCCCCAGGGAUGUCAGUGCCACCGAGAUGAGGCUGGUCCACUUGGACCUCAAGGGAGCUGCGCCCAGGGUCUCCUACCUGGAGCAGGUGUUCCCCUUCCUGUCCCAGCUGGGAGCCAACGGCAUCCUCAUCGAGUACGAGGACAUGUUCCCCUUCAAGGGGGAGCUGGAAGUCCUCAGGUCCCCGUACGCUUACAGCGAGGAGGACAUUGAGCGGAUCCAGCAGCUGGCGGAGCAACACAAGCUGGAGGUGGUCCCCCUGGUGCAGACCUUUGGCCAUGUGGAGUUCAUCCUCAAGCACGAGAAGUACCAGCACCUGCGGGAGGUCGAGCGCUUCCCCAACAGCUUCAACCCCCACGUCCCCAACACCCUGGCCCUGCUCAGGAGCAUCUUGACACAGGUGAUCGAGAAGCACAGGCGCUCCACCUGGAUCCACAUCGGCGCGGAUGAGGUUUUCCAUCUCGGGGAGGGGAUGGACUCCAAGAACUGGAUGAGCCGCAACAAGGGCGAUGUGGGGACCAUGUUCCUGAAGCACAUCAAGGAGGUGUUGGGCUUCCUCUCUGCGCAGUACUGGGGGCUGCGGGUGCUCAUGUGGGACGACAUGCUGAGGAAGAUCAGCGUGGGAGCCCUGCGGGAGUCUGGGAUAGCGAAGCACGUCUCACCCGUGGUGUGGUUCUACGCACCCGACUUCGAGGCUGAGCAGAUUGAGCCGUUCCUCACCAAGUAUGCAGAGAGUGGCUUCAAGGCAGUUUGGUUCGCCAGCGCCUUCAAGGGCACCACGGGGCCGGCGCAGACCUGGACCCCCCUGAGCUACCACCUGAAAAACCACCUGAGCUGGCUGAAGGUGAUGCAGGCCCUGCCACGGCUGGCCCCGCUGCGCUUCCAGGGCAUCGUGCUCACUGGCUGGCAGAGGUACGAUCACUACUCGGUGCUCUGUGAGCUGCUGCCCGUCGGCAUCCCCUCGCUGGCCAUCUGCCUGCAGACCCUGGUGAACGGGGGCUUCACGGAAGAGGCAAAGAGGAAGGUCCUGGAUGUGCUGGGCUUGGAGAGUGUGCAGCUGGAGCAGAGCACCUGCGAGGGCAGGGGAGCGUUCCCUGGUGUGGAGGUCUACCACAUGGUGGAGCAGGUUAAUGGCCACCUGAGGGAGAGCAUCCUGAAGGCUCUGCAGGAGGAGAGUGCCAUCAAGGGCUGGUUCAGCCCCUACCAUCGGAAGCACCACUUUGGGAACCCCCGCAACAUGGAGAGCUUCGGCAGCAAGGUGCUGAAGCUCCAUGAGGACUGGGAGAGCUUCGUCCGUGACCUGCGUGCCCAGCUGGAGAGGGUCUACUUCCCAGACACGGUGGAGGAGUGGAUGGAGGAGAAUGUCAACCCCUACCUGGACCAGCUGCGGGACCUGGUGCGGGACUACCGGGCCAUCAUCCGCCUCAACGGCCGGCCCAAGGCCACGUAGGGGCUGCAGCCCCCCCAGCUCUCACUGCCCCCCUGGCUGGUCUUCGGGGGCCAGCACCGUGUGUCUGUUUGCUGGUGACGGCGCUGCCGCCGCCGCUCGCGCUGUACAGAGCCCUGCACACCCAGCUCCACAAUAAAGUAUUUUCAUAGA